CGCCAGGGCCGCGGGAUGGCAGCAGCGGCCUGCGCGGCGGCGGCGGCGGCGGCGGCACGGAGCCGGUGCUGGGCGGCGGUGGCGCUGAGCCGGGCCAGGGCCUCCUCGUCCUCGUGCGGCUCAGGGCUGCCCUGCGGGGCGGCGGCGGCGGCGGCGCUGCGAGGGGCGGCGCGCGGGACGGGCCUGUGGGCGUGGCCUGGCCUGGUCCCCCGGAGGGCCCUUUCCUCACGGAAUCGCCCUGAGGGCAAAGUGCUGGAGACGGUGGGUGUAUUUGAAGUGCCAAAGCAGCAUGGGAAAUAUGACACGGGUCAGCUAUUUCUCCACAGUGUAUUUGGAUACCGGGGGAUAGUCCUGUUUCCUUGGCAAGCCAGGCUGUACGACAGAGACGUGGCUUCCCCGGUGCCUGAAAAGGGUGAGAAUGCAGCUGGGCACGGAUCGAAGGAGGUGAAAGGCAAGACGCACACCUACUACCAGGUUCUCAUAGAUGCUCGGGACUGCCCACAUAUAUCUCAGAGAUCGCAGACAGAAGCAGUGACUUUCUUAGCGAACCACGAUGACAGCAGAGCCCUCUAUGCAAUCCCAGGACUUGACUAUGUAAGCCAUGAAGACAUUCUUCCAUAUACCUCCACCGACCAGGUGCCCAUCCAGCACGAGUUGUUCGAACGGUUCCUCCUGUACGAUCAGACGAAAGUUCCACCCUUUGUGGCAAGGGACACACUGUGUGCGUGGCAGGAGAAGAACCACCCGUGGCUGGAGCUGUCCGACGUGCACCGGGAAACCACAGAGAACAUCCGGGUCACAGUGAUUCCCUUCUACAUGGGCAUGCGGGAAGCCCAGAAUUCCCACGUCUACUGGUGGCGCUACUGCAUCCGCCUGGAGAACCUCAACAACGAAGUCGUGCAGCUCCGGGAACGGCACUGGAGGAUAUUCAGCUUGUCGGGCACGCUGGAGACAGUCCGCGGCCGAGGGGUCGUGGGGAGAGAGCCAGUCCUGUCCAAAGAACAGCCAGCCUUCCAGUACAGCAGCCAUGUCUCCCUGCAAGCAUCCAGCGGCCACAUGUGGGGCACUUUCCGCUUUGAGCGGCCCGACGGCUCCCACUUCGACGUCCGGAUCCCACCCUUUUCCCUGGAAAGCAAUAAGGACGAGAAGACGCCCCCUUCUGGCCUCCACUGGUAGAGCAGCCCUCAGGACAGCUUGGCUUCCCCCCAACUUACCCACAAACAAACAGCCCCUUUUCUUCCUCUCUCAGGGGCUGACACUAGUUCUGGUUUUUCUUUUAAGAAAACACAAAAACAUGGAAACACACCCCCCCCGUUUCUUUUUCACAAUGGCCGGAAUCUGGAGAGUUUGCUUGGAAUUCAAACCCGGCUUGUUUCAUGGCCGCUUGGCGCCAUCAGCCCCCCUCCCCAGGGACUCAAGAGUACCGGGCCACCUGGGACAAACCUGCUGUUGAUGGAGCCCACGGGGAGGGUCUCUGCUGACUGUCGCAUGGAGUCGUCUCCCCCUCCCCCCCCGGAAUGUGAGGUAGUGUGUGUUUUUCUCUGAAUAAAACAGGCCCUCCCCAGCGAA
Molecule: messenger RNA, 1569 nt
Organism: Podarcis raffonei (Aeolian wall lizard)
Lineage: Eukaryota; Metazoa; Chordata; Lepidosauria; Squamata; Lacertidae
Gene: POLDIP2
Product: DNA polymerase delta interacting protein 2
Exons: 11
Coding region: 16-1176 (386 amino acids)
Biological process (GO): error-free translesion synthesis
Cellular component (GO): mitochondrial nucleoid; nucleus
Molecular function (GO): DNA binding
Source: RefSeq, a predicted model, not a curated record